AGAAACCAAAGUGUUUCUGGUUUCCACAGGAGUUUGACUCAGAUCAACAUUUCUGACCUCCUGAGUUGAUUCUACUGAGACAAUAACAAGGACGAAAGUUUGGCAUAAUGCCUGACUAUCAUCGUGAGCAAGACACGAACGCCCUCUGGAUCAAAGAUGGUCUUCCUGUCUCUCUCUCAGUUGUUUCCUUCAUCAAACGCUGGUUGUUUCCUGCUCUGACGGCUACAGUCAUCUUCAUUCUCAUCAUUGUCCUGGGAGUCAGCAACACAAAGACGUCCAAUCGUCUGUCGUCCGUAGAGAAGAGUGUUUCAAACUUCAGUGAUGUCAUCAAAUCACUGAACACCUCCCUGCAGCAAGCUCAAGAAAGAGCGAAAGAAGUGGAAAGGAUUCGGUUUGCUGUGGAGAACAACAAAGACCAGCUGAACUCAGUGUCCGAGGCGUUGAAGCAGCUGUCGGUGGUGGAUUAUCUCAGCAGGAGUGUCGCAUCGCUCAAAUGUUCCCUUGAACGCAUCGUCAACAACGGGUCUGGCAUCGCUGCUUGUUGUCCUCCACAUUGGGAUCAGUUCGACUAUAACUGUUAUUACUUCAGCACUGUGUCUCUGUCCUGGAACGAGUCCAGACUGUGGUGUGAAAAAAAAGAAGCUCACCUGCUCAUCCUGCACAGUGACAAGGCGUGGGACUUUGUGACGCGUCAUGCAGCCUCCCGCUGGUUCUGGGUCGGGCUGUCGGACUGGAGGACUGGUCGCUGGGAGUGGAUUAACCGCACACCGUACACCAUAGAGCACAGGCGCUGGAUGCCGGGUCAGCCUGACAACUGGUUCGGUCAUGGUUUAGGUCCCGGAGGUGAAGACUGUGCUCACAUGCACAACGAUGGACGCCUCAACGACCAGUACUGCUCCACCAAGAUGCGCUUUGUCUGCCAGAAACACAGCACGAGGGGAUAAAGCGCCAGAACCCCCGUCCCCAUCGAGCACCACUGCUGUAAAGUUUAACAAACAGUUCUGAACUGUCGGAAGGGAAAGUUAUCAAAGUAGAAACAAAACGUCACGAGAAGUGAAAGACAAGAAUAAUAAAUUUAAAAAGAAAUCUGAUUUCACUGUAAUCUGAAUGAAUGAAAAAUAAAUAAACGCUGAAAAACG
Molecule: messenger RNA, 1139 nt
Organism: Labrus bergylta (ballan wrasse)
Lineage: Eukaryota; Metazoa; Chordata; Actinopteri; Labriformes; Labridae
Gene: asgr1a
Product: asialoglycoprotein receptor 1a
Source: RefSeq, a predicted model, not a curated record